AUGAAGUUGCUACAAGUCUUUAAACAAUCUUCUGAAGAGAAGUUGGUGAACAGUAUAUUGUCCUUUAAAUCUCGGUAUCAGCCUGAAGAGACUUUUAAAGACCUUUUUCUUCUGUCCCAUAUCUCUGAACAAAAGUCCGACCAAAUUAUUUCAGUUAUCGUCAAAAAGUUGAAUGAAAAAGACGAAAAGAAGUUUUCAAAUUUGAUGGUUCUCAUAUACAGAUAUUCUGAUCAAGAUGCUACGUGCCAAUUGUUACGUACUUUAAUUUCGUUGAAUAUCAAGGACGUAUUCCUCUCUAAAAUUCCACUCUCCAAAAAUUUGAAGACCCAAAAAAUCAUGACGACGUUUGCUCGGCAUUUAGAUAACAAAUUAUAUUUACUUUCACAACACAACAGAAUUAUACACGCAAACGUCGUUGUUACAGACUUAAUCAAUGAAGACGAAAUUUCGACCGCAUUAGAGCUCGUCGAGUUCUUACUCAAAACACAGAAGAAUAUCACACAACUCGAUUUCAACAACGAAGAGUACUACAAAAACAACUUCCCUUUGGUGGACAUCUUAUUACUUGAGCUCACGAUAUUGUAUGUGCAGACUAAUAUGUGGUUCGUCAUGUUGGUUAACGCAAUAGACCGAAUGACUGAGACUCAAAUCAGAAGAUUUACCACGGAGUUACACGAUUUAGAUGUUCAAAAGCACAGUUAUAUCACUGUGAUUAACUUAAAGAACGUCCGUGAAUAUUUUGAAGUUGGGUGUGUAGUGAUACCAUCCCUCUCGUAUUUGCCUUCGGGCCCUCUUCAAAAGUUUUUGCAGAAGUAUGCAGACAAUCUAAAAAAUGGGAAGAAUAGCGACAAGGUGAUGGAGCAAAUCAUCUCUUUCAAUACCACCUUCAAGGCUGACAUCGAACAAAAUGUUGCAACACUUCACCCUUUUGUUAUUAGAAAUUGGGUCUCUGUCAAUUUGGCCGACUCGACAGAUACAAGUAACUCCAUCAGUCGAAGUGCUUCGACUCAAAUUAUUGGGCCUUUCGAUAAAACAGUGAUGUUCGCACUUCCAAGGUCAUCACAAGCAAGUCCACGAGAUAAGGAACUUAUUGAUAGAAUGAAACCAACAAUGUCUUUCGACACUUCUUCUCUUUGUAUGCCAACUUCUACUGAUCAUUCGUCUCCUUUGAAAAGUCCAACCACACACAAGUUAUCUUCUUCUUAUGUCCACUCUCCUGAAAUCGAAGGACAAAAUCCUCAAAAGGUUGUCUUAGAACGCCCAGUACCACGCGCACACCCAAUCGAGUUUAAAAGAGACGACACACAGACAGAUAUUACAAAAAGAAAUAACGAAUUUGACGACGACAAGAAUGUCUUUUUGAUUUGA
Molecule: messenger RNA, 1368 nt
Organism: Entamoeba invadens IP1
Lineage: Eukaryota; Evosea; Mastigamoebida; Endamoebidae
Exons: 1
Coding region: 1-1368 (455 amino acids)
Source: RefSeq, a predicted model, not a curated record